Messenger RNA from Juglans microcarpa x Juglans regia, 2209 nucleotides. Its product is annotated as serine carboxypeptidase-like 51. Gene Ontology annotation, biological process: proteolysis. The record is from RefSeq and is a predicted model, not a curated record. Lineage: Eukaryota; Viridiplantae; Streptophyta; Magnoliopsida; Fagales; Juglandaceae. Gene Ontology annotation, molecular function: serine-type carboxypeptidase activity.
UGCAGACAAAGUUACUAUCACCUCGUUCUGAAUUCUUUUAUCUCGCAUUUUACUUGAUUUCGUUUUGCUUGCCUUGCGAGAUACUGUAUUUUUGUGUUUUGGAAGAGUAAUUUUGUGUUAAAAUCCCCAUCAUUGUCGUUGCUUGUUUUGCAAUAGCCCAAAUUGGUGGCCGGUGGGGUGUAUUUAAGCUAGCGUAUAAGUUGUUGUUUUACGAAGGAAAAAAAGAAACAUACUGUUUUUAGAUCCUGCUAUUUAUGUCAAAGAUAUAAGACAAAUAAUAUAAGCUUCAUUCCAGCCUUGCGGAGAAGUGGGUUUCUGAAAUUGUUACUUUCUGAAUGGGAAAGUGGGGUGUUAUUGUUUUCCCUCUUCUUCUGUUCUUGUGUCCUCUGUUUCAUGGAGGAAUAAGUACUGUAGUUUCCAGAGGCCAGGAAGGAUCAGAGGAAUGGGGAUAUGUUGAAGUCAGACCCAAAGCCCACAUGUUCUGGUGGCUUUACAGAAGUCCCUAUAGAGUUGAGGAUCCCUCCAAACCAUGGCCAAUCAUUCUUUGGUUGCAGGGUGGACCUGGUGCUUCAGGAGUUGGGAUUGGCAAUUUUGAAGAGGUUGGACCAUUAGAUGCAGAUUUGAAGCCGCGGAAUUCAACAUGGUUGCGAAAAGCUGAUCUUUUGUUUGUGGAUAACCCAGUUGGAACCGGAUACAGUUUUGUGGAGGAUGAAAAGCUGUAUGUCAAAACCGAUGAAGAGGCAGCAACUGAUUUAACCACUUUGUUGGAGAAAAUAUUCAAUAGAAAUGAGAGCCUCCAAAAGAGUCCUCUGCACAUUGUGGCAGAGUCUUAUGGUGGAAAAUAUGCUGUCACUCUUGCGCUGUCAGCACUAAAAGCCAUAGAAGCUGGGAAAUUGAAGCUUAAACUGGGAGGAGUGGUAUUAGGGGAUAGCUGGAUCUCCCCAGAAGAUUAUGUGUUUGCAUGGGGUCCUCUUCUGAAAGAUCUAUCGCGGCUUGACAAUAAUGGGUUGCUGCAAUCAAACAGUCUGGCUCAGAAGAUCAAGCAGCAAAUUGAGCAAGGCCAAUCUGCUGGUGCAACCACUUCAUGGAUGGAACUUGAGUCAGUGAUUGGCUCCAACAGUGAUCAUGUGGACUUCUACAAUUUAUUGGAUUCGGGAUCAUCAGACGCUGCGUCAAUGACAGCCAUAGAAUUGAAAAAAGGGAUUGCAGUAAAAAGAUAUUCGAGAUAUUUGAGUUCCUUAAGGUCUUCUGCUGGUGGUGGUGGCGGCGAUUUGGAUAGUUUGCUGAAUGGUGCAUUAAAGAGAAGCUUAAGAUUCCGGACAAUGUUAACGUGGGGAGGGCAGUCAGAUUCUGUUUUCGAUAGUCUGGCAGGGGAUUUCAUGAAACCCAGGAUUAGUGAGGUUGAUGAGCUCCUUGCUAAAGGAGUGAAUGUGACUGUGUACAAUGGGCAACUUGAUCUUAUUUGUGCCACCAAGGGGACAGAAGCCUGGAUUGAGAAGCUCAAGUGGGAAGGGCUACAAAAAUUCUUGAGCAUAGACAGAACCCCUCUCUAUUGUGGGGAUAUUGAAAGAACAAAGGGUUUCACCAAGUCAUACAAAAACCUACACUUCUAUUGGAUUCUUGGAGCAGGCCACUUUGUACCAAAUGAUCAGCCCUGCGUUGCAUUAAAUAUGGUGGGUGCCAUCACCCAGUCCCCAGCGCCCUCUACGUAGAAAUCGAAGGGAAAAAUGCUCUUUAAACAGUUCUUCAAUACGCCAACGAGAAAGAGGGUUGACGGGAGAUGGUACAGAUAUGCAGUGUCAACAAGCAUGCCAAUAAGAGAGAGAGAGAGAGGUGCAGUAAUAUAAUGCAACGAUAUUCAUAUAUAGUUUCUUCUCUUUUUCUUUUUAUCUUUCUCUUUUCUUUUUUUUUUUUUUUUUGAGCAAAUGACAGGGUAUAUUGGGAAUAAAUUAAAUUAGAGGGAUAAAUUAUUGGGGGCCGGAGAAGUCCUGUGUAGGACAAGUUGACGGGAAUGCUUUUCCACUUCUCGUGGGAAAGAGGAACCCGUUCCGUCAACUCAUGCACUGCAUGAUGGGCACUUCUUGAAAUGUCUCUAUGUGUUCUAUUAUUGUUUCACAGCUCCAUUCGUUAUCACUGUCUGUCUUUGGCUUUAAGCAACUAUUUUACACAGCACAAAAGCAUUUGAUUAAUCAAAUUACAUAAUUUCUCU